AUGACAACCGAUGUCUCCUCUACCGAAAUGAAGAUGGGAAAUCUUCCUGCGCAAUUGCGCAUAUUCCAGCAAGAAAUGACUGCCCAGGUUGACGAAGAAACCCCACUCUUGGAGGGGAAUGGAAAACAACGACCAACGCCUCUCCCUGCGUUCCAAUUCUCCAUCGUCCUGUUCCUGCAGCUAGCAGAACCAUUGACGUCUCAUGUCAUCUAUCCUUUUGCACCUCAGUUUCCCAAUAUCUAUGUUCUUAUUUUGUGUGAAUCCAAUCCGAAGCUCAUCCGUGAUUUGGGUAUCACGAACGGGAGGGAGAGCCAAGUGGGAUAUUAUGUCGGACUUAUGGCAUAUGCGUACAUGCCCAUUGCUUGGUCAACAGGCGGAACUCUCGGACCUAUCAUUGGAGGCUCAUUGGCAAGACCAGCGGACAGGUUUCCGACACUGUUUGGAAAUAAUGAGUUCCUGAAAAAAUACCCCUACUUCCUGCCAUGUGCUGUUCCGGCUACCUUCUCUGCACUGGCAUGGGUGGUUACCUACCUCUAUCUCAAGGAAACUGUCUCGGCGCCUACCCCUAUUUCUGAAUUCCUGGGAAUCAAGAAAGGAAAAGCGCUGGACAUGGAAGAAGCCGAUUCUGCCCCAUCGGGUUCAAAGAACUCUUCAUCUGUCAAUGAUGCAGAGAAACCCCUACCGCUUCGCAAACUUCUAACAGGACGAGUGAUCGUCGCUGCAGGGAAUUAUGCUGCUUUGUCGCUCGUGGACAUCUCCUUUCGUGCCAUUCAGCCACUUUUUUUGUCCACGCCUAUCGAGCUCGGAGGCCUUGGCCUACCUCCUUCGACCAUCGGGAAUCUGCUUUCUAUCUUUGGUAUUCUAAACGGUGUGUUCCAGGUGUUCUUCUUCGCGAAGAUCAAUGAUACUUGGGGGUCGAAAAACGUGUUCAUAUGCGGGAUCGCAUCAGCUGUGCCUGUCUUUGCGUCCUUUCCUGUUAUCAACUAUCUGGCGAGAGCACAGGGAUAUAGCACGCUUGUAUGGGCCGUAGUCGGCUUCCAAAUAGUUAUCUCCAUUGCAUUGAGUCUUUCUUAUGGUGCCAUCUUUAUCUUCAUAUCGACUGCUUCGCCUAAUCGUGCGUCUCUCGGCGCCACAAAUGGACUCAGUCAGAUGACCGUAAGCAUCAUGCGCGCCAUCGGACCGGCUGCCGCCAACUCGCUCUUCUCGCUGUCGAUAGACAAAAACUACCUUGGAGGGAACAUGGUGUACUACAUCUUACUGAGCAUUGUAGCCAUUUCGCUCUACAUCGCCUCGCUCCUUCCGCAAAAGGUUUGGACGAACUGA
Psilocybe cubensis is the source of this 1323-nucleotide messenger RNA. RefSeq lists its product as uncharacterized. The record is from RefSeq and is a predicted model, not a curated record. The transcript is spliced from 8 exons. Lineage: Eukaryota; Fungi; Basidiomycota; Agaricomycetes; Agaricales; Agrocybaceae. Bases 1 to 1323 code for a protein of 440 amino acids.